UUUACACUUCUUUUGGAUUUACCAAACAAAAUAAACAAAAAAAAAGCAUAGAGCUAUAUUGGAUUACCAACGGUCAGUUAAUUUCGAAAUCAAAUUUUUUGUUAUAAAACCGUGUUGUUAGUGGCCAAACGAGACCAAGGUCAAUGAAAAAUAUUUGAAAUAGUUUUUCUGGUGUUAAAAAGUGGUGAAGUUUUUUUGGUUCUUUUAUUUAAAAAAAAAUUAGAAACGAAAAAAAAACAAACAAACAAACAAGAGUGGAUAUUAUUUUCUGUGGAUACAUUACAUUCCUGUUAUACAACGAAAUUUGCUCAAAACAAUUAGAUUCAAAGUUAAUGAACAUUUUUCUGGAUAAGAAAAUAACAAAAACCGGAUAAUCUGAGUCAGAUCAAAAGAAAAAAGUUUCAAUCGCAUAGUUUUUUUUUAAACUUGCGUAAGAAACUUUUCGUUUUUGUAAUUUUUUUUUAAUUUUUUGAAAAUCGCAGUAUUGCCCACCGAGUCACAUAAAACACAUAAUGUUGAUAACGUCAACAGCUGAGCCAGUUAUGGCCAAUCACACAGAGAGACCCAGUUGGGGCUCAACAGAUACAGCCGUUGCAAUGCGGCAUGCUUUCAAAUCUUAUGGCAAAGGUAAAAAUGCCAAUCAAGUUUUGAAUAAUCUCAAUAUGACAGUUCCAAAGGGCACAAUUUAUGGACUUCUAGGAGCAUCCGGAUGUGGUAAAACAACUCUCCUCUCCUGCAUAGUUGGUCGUCGUCGUUUGGACUCCGGUGAUAUCGCAGUUUUAGGUGGCAAACCUGGAACACGAGGUUCCGGUGUUCCUGGCAAACGUGUCGGCUAUAUGCCCCAAGAAAUCGCCCUCUAUGGAGAAUUUUCAAUUAGAGAAACUAUGAUGUAUUUUGGUUGGAUCUUUGGAAUGGAAUCCAAAGAAAUCAGGGAACGUUUACAGUUCUUAUUGGAUUUCCUUGAUUUGCCAUCAGAAAAACGAUUGGUUAAGAAUCUUAGUGGUGGGCAGCAGCGACGUGUUUCAUUUGCUGUAGCUCUAAUGCAUGAUCCUGAAUUGUUGAUUUUGGACGAACCGACUGUGGGUGUGGAUCCUUUAUUGCGACAAAGUAUAUGGAAUCAUUUGGUUCAUAUCACAAAGGCUGGACAAAAGACCGUCAUUAUUACAACACAUUAUAUUGAAGAAGCUAGGCAAGCGCAUACGAUUGGUCUCAUGAGAUCUGGACACCUGCUUGCCGAAGAAUCACCCAGCGUAUUACUAUCAAUGUAUAAAUGUUUAAGUCUUGAAGAAGUAUUUUUAAAAUUAUCCCGCAUUCAAAGCCAAAAAGGAGAAUUAACUCAAGUUAACUUUAGUAAUAAUAUUUCUCUUCACACAAUGGCAUUCGGCAGUAAAAAGGACAAUCCCAGUUCGAGUCAUGAAGGUGGAGUUGUAGGACUUAAUUAUUAUCCAACACAAAGUAAAGAAGUUCUAAUCAACGAUACAAAUGGAUCAAUAUAUACGCUUAAUCAGGAAAAUUUCAAUCCUCCGUCACCAUACAAGAAACAAAACGAAAAUCCACCAACAGAUUGUUUUGCAGAUCUCUGCACGAUAACCUCAAAAGGUAAAAUAAAGGCCCUCCUGACGAAGAACUUCCUGCGAAUGUGGCGUAAUGUUGGUGUUAUGAUGUUCAUUUUUGUUUUACCCGUGAUGCAAGUAAUUCUAUUUUGUAUGGCCAUUGGACGUGAACCACAAGGACUUAACAUUGCUGUUGUCAAUGACGAACUUAAUAAUACGGAUAACUGCUUCUGGCAAGAUGGAUGUCAUGUUGAAAAUGUUGGUUGUCGAUAUUUAAGCCAUCUAAAUAGCAGUAUAGUAAAACGAUAUUACACGGAUCUAGAUGUGGCACUUGAUGCGGUGAGAGCUGGCGAUGUCUGGGGUGCUAUUCACAUAGGAGAAAAUUUCACAGAUGCUUUUGUUGCCAGAGCUGCUUUAGGACGUGAUUCUGACGAAGAAACAAUUGACCAAUCUGAGAUUAAAGUCUGGCUUGAUAUGUCAAAUCAACAAAUUGGUGUCAUGCUUAAUCGGGAUCUCCAACUUGCUUAUCGUGAUUUUGCUAUGAAGCUGUUGGAACAAUGUGGUAGCAAUCCAAAAUUGGGUGAUGUGCCAAUUCAAUUUGACGAACCCAUUUAUGGAACUAUGAAUCCGUCAUUUACUGAUUUCGUUGCACCGGGAGUUAUUCUGACAAUUGUUUUCUUUUUGGCGGUUGCUUUGACGUCAUCGGCUUUAAUUAUUGAAAGAACUGAGGGUAUGUUGGAUCGAUCAUGGGUUGCCGGCGUGUCUCCCGGUGAGAUCCUCUUCUCCCACGUAGUAACUCAAUUCGUUGUGAUGUGCGGUCAGACGUCUUUGGUCUUAAUCUUCAUGUUGGUCGUCUUCGGUGUAACAAACAAUGGUGACUUAUUCUGGGUGAUUGUCAUUACUCUGCUGCAGGGUAUGUGCGGCAUGUGCUUUGGUUUCCUAAUUUCUGCCGUUUGCGAAUUGGAACGCAAUGCAAUUCAACUUGCGUUGGGUUCAUUCUAUCCCACACUAUUGUUAUCCGGUGUCAUUUGGCCAAUUGAAGGAAUGCCAAUUGUACUGAAAUAUAUUUCACUUGUGCUGCCUUUAACAUUGGCCACCUCAUCCCUGCGUUCCAUACUCACACGUGGCUGGACGAUAAUGGAACCAGCUGUGUACAGCGGCUUCCUAAGUACACUGGCAUGGAUUGUACUAUUUUUGGUGUUCACACUGAUUGUUCUGCGGGCGAAACGAGGAUAAGUUAGUAUCGCUUUGGCAUGAUACUGGCAAAAGGGAUCAAGAUGCAGGAUUUUAACAUAUUUGACUCUUAAUUUUGCUCCGUGACGAGCAAAAUAAUUCCAAACCCUUUCCAUUCUGCCCAAAAAUCCUACAACAUCUUUCAUUCUUCCUCUCUCUCUAUCUCUUUUCGUCAUUUUAAGCUGCUCCGUCCCUCCUUCAUUUGCUCAAUAUUUAUUUCUCCGCAGUGCAGUGUAUGUGUAAUUUAUAGUUUAAUUUAAUUGUGUAGUUAAUUCUAAGGGUUAGGCUGUAAUUUAUGAAUUCAAAAAGAAAAAAAAAAAAGAGAAGCAAAUUAAAAGACAAGGGAAGCAAAAUUUGAACAACCCUAUAAUGGAAUUUUUCGGUUUCGGAAUUCAGAUACGAAUAAGUAAUCAAACAAGACUUUUGAUUACAUUUUCGAUAAUUAAAUAUUGAUAUCGAUAAAUUCAAUGAUAGGGAUGAGUAAUAUUAUUCUUCUCGAAAUGUACAUACAUAAAAAGAGACAAUAAUUUCUUGGUUUGUGAUCACAAAAAAAAAACAAAUAAUGUACAAGAUUAUUGAGACAAUCUGAUUUUUAUUUAAAAAAAAAAAUGAAUGAAAGAUUUUUUUGGUCUCCUUGGAACAGAAUAUAUAAAUGAAUUUAGAAUUUAAAAAAAUAAUAAUGUGUGUGUGGUCUGUGAUUUUCAAUACUAGAAUAAAAAAAAAAAAAACAAGAACAAAGUUAAGAAGGAAUAUUUCCUUUUUUUUAUAUAAUAAAAAAUUAUAGGUGUGUUUUAUCUUUAAUUAUUUUUAUUUUUUUGUUUAAAAAAAGGGUUAAGAUAAAAUAAAAAUGGGAAGAAUAUAGUUUUUUUGCGAUAUUUUUUUUUUGUAU
Episyrphus balteatus (marmalade hoverfly) is the source of this 3675-nucleotide messenger RNA. RefSeq names its product ABC transporter G family member 23 (gene snu). Gene Ontology annotation, cellular component: ATP-binding cassette (ABC) transporter complex; membrane. The record is from RefSeq and is a predicted model, not a curated record. The transcript is spliced from 13 exons. Bases 513 to 2789 code for a protein of 758 amino acids. Gene Ontology annotation, molecular function: ABC-type transporter activity; ATP binding; ATP hydrolysis activity. Gene Ontology annotation, biological process: transmembrane transport. NCBI's taxonomy places the organism in Eukaryota, Metazoa, Arthropoda, Insecta, Diptera, Syrphidae.